CUGUCAUUAUCACCAUCGUGUCCGUCGGCUGUAUCCCCACCCAUCUACUGGCAUCCAAUCGUCGUCGUAGGAAGGAAGAAAAAGCAGGUGAGGUCGUCGAUAAUACCAGAGCCUAUACCAUCAUAUUCCGUCUUCCGUCGAACCAACAAUACCGUGUGUUGCAAUCCAACAACAACAGCAGCAGCAGCCGUGCCGAAGAAACAAAAGAAUAGAAACGGUCGAAUUUUUUAAGUGAGUAAGAAGCAUGGCCGAUUUAGAUGAUUUCUUUGCGAAGAAGGACAGGAAGAAGUCAAAGACGAAAAAGUAUUCGACGACGGAAGAGGUUGCCAAGAAAUUGGAGGACAACAACAAGAAGGUCGACAAACCAGUGAAGAAGGUCGUGACGGAGGGCGACGAGACCGGCGCCGAAAUACACGAUUUGGAUGAGUGGAAGGACUUUGAGGAGGAAAAGAAAGAUUACACUGGGCUGAAGAUCGGCAAUCUAACCAUAAACUCGGAGCUGGAGAAUCAGAAUACAGGGCAGGACAGUAACUAUGAGCAACAGGAAACAACAUAUGACGAGGCAGGAAACGAGGUCGAGAAGAAGGUAGGACCAUGGAAAAGGAUGGGCAACGAAUCGACGGGUUCGGCGGCGACGACCCAGGGACAGCAGCAGCAGACCCAGGCAGAUUAUUCACGCGUGGAGGAGCGGAGGCAGGAAUCCGCGCCGACGACCAACGUCGUCUCCGGCACCUACGUUCCGCCCAGCAAACGUAACCAGCCGUCGCAGCCGCAGAGUAUGCAGUCGAGCCGGCUCAGGUCGAAGGCCGCUCCUGACAUCCACAACGAGGAGUACUUCCCCACACUGUCCGGUGCCAAGGAACAGAAACAGAGAUCUCGAAAUGAGGGCUCCUUCGAGGUCGUCUCACACAGCAAAUCAAAUUCAUUGAGAUAUGUGGAACAGCAGAAGGGCAAUUCUCAGGGGCCAAAGCUGAGCCUUGGCAAUCGCUACAACACCCUCAGCAACGACAGCUAGUGUCCUGCAUGCAAACACACACACACAAA
Molecule: messenger RNA, 1044 nt
Organism: Nicrophorus vespilloides
Lineage: Eukaryota; Metazoa; Arthropoda; Insecta; Coleoptera; Silphidae
Product: protein CDV3 homolog
Exons: 4
Coding region: 245-1015 (256 amino acids)
Cellular component (GO): cytoplasm
Source: RefSeq, a predicted model, not a curated record